UACUACAAUAAUUGCUUAAAUACUAUUUGAAAUAAUUUAGCAAACAACUUAAAAGAAAAAAAAUCCAGUCUACCGUCCAAUUUUUUUAAGCAACAAUGUUUAAGGUGCCCAUUAUACCGCCUGAUUUACGUCAUGAAGAAACCAUAACCCAAGCAGCCUACGCCCUUGAUUGUCUACAAAAUACAAUUGUUACCAUUUUUGGACGUAUUGAUAAACGAAUUGAAAAAAAUAAUGUCAAAGUAAAAGAACUGCAAGAGCGUAUAAACAAGUCCCAGGCUAAAAUUAACAGUUUGCAGGGUACACGCAAGGCCAUACACAUCUAUGCACCGGCUAGAUUUCCGGCCACAGCUAUAUUCAAGGAUCUGCCAGUAACGUUUGAACAACAGGAUGAAAAAAUAGCUGAUAUACCAGGCUUCAAAUAUCAAGUUGAAAGUAAAUUGGACACAAAUUUGCCCAGUCUCAAUGAGAAAUUAAUAUUUUUUCAUGUAAGAGAUCAGAAUAGUGUGAAAUUAACAGCGGAAAAUAGUUUGACCCGAGAGCGUUGUAACAUUAAACAAAAUCAAGAUUUGGGUAAUAUGCCCUCAGACUUAAGAUCUAUACCAUCGGUAUUAUUAUUCAAUACUGACUAUAGUGUAUAUGACCUGGAUGAAUGUGAUAGCGAGUCGCAGGGACACUCGGAUGCCUGGAGACGUGCUAAACUCUUUAAAAACAAACGACAACAACUUGGCAGUAAUCAGCCAAAUUCAGCUAAGCAAAUUUUAGAACCAGCUCCACAUUCUUUAGCCAAUCGAAGAAAUGAGAAGUUGACACCUUCGGGCGGUUUAAAAUACACACCCAAAUUAAGUGAGGCGCCUGAACUUGAUUUGCCAUUGGAUUUACCAGACUUGCCAGGUAUAGCCGAUGACUUACGCUACGAAAGUCAGGAGGCUAAACAAAAAAUUGCUCCCUCAUUGGCGCUGGUAGUAGAAAAUCUACCCGAACUGACGGAAUUAAUGAAAGAUAAUGAUAAGAAGGAGCACAUUCCUAUCGAACAACAGAAUAGUAAUGCCACAACACCGCCUCCACCACCACCGCCGCCACUGCCUGUUGUACAAUUUACAGCUCCUCCACCACCUCCUCCACCCCCAGCAUUGCAGCAACAAACUACCCAAACCAAAACAGAUCCUACUAACAAACCAAAAACUGUAUCUCCUACGAAUACCGAUACGCGCUCCGAGUUAAUGGCUGCCAUACGAAAUGCUGGCGGCCUUAGAAAAGCCGCUCUACGUAAUACUGCUGCUGCUCCUUUAGCUGCUAAUGACAACGAUGUAGUCGAUAAUACACGUCCUCAGAAUGCUUCUACUAAAACUCUAAAUUCCAAUCGCAGCUCACAGGGCGGUGAUCUUAUGGCCGACUUGCACAAUAAACUAUUAAUGCGUCGUAAAGGCAUUUCGGGCUCUAAAGAUAAUCCGGACACUAAGAAUGUGAACAAUACAACAGCAACAAAUACACCUAGCGGCAAUCCAGUUAUAUCUCGUCUUUCAGCUUUAAUACCACCACCGCCUGUCACAAAACGCACAGCUCGUAAUACUGCCAAUACCUCGGAAGAGGAUGAAGACGAUUCAAACGAUACUGAUUGGGUUGAUUAAAUAAUUAUAGUAGUAUGUAUAAUUUCUAUAACAAAUGUGCCUUGUGUGUAUAAAUGCUAAUAAAAUAUCCAUUUAAAUUAAGUGAAACACAAAAUUUGUAAUAAAUUCAUAAACACAAAAUAAUUUGUUUUUAAAAUAUCUUUUAAAAAUUAUGUAUUUUAAAAUAUCUUAAAGAUUGUAAUUUAUAUUUCAAGUAGGUAUAAAUAAAUUCCACAUCAUAAUUGAAA
Calliphora vicina (urban bluebottle blowfly) is the source of this 1855-nucleotide messenger RNA. It is a transcript of the gene wash, whose product is annotated as washout. Gene Ontology annotation, molecular function: alpha-tubulin binding; actin binding; gamma-tubulin binding. The transcript has a single exon. NCBI's taxonomy places the organism in Eukaryota, Metazoa, Arthropoda, Insecta, Diptera, Calliphoridae. Gene Ontology annotation, biological process: Arp2/3 complex-mediated actin nucleation; endocytic recycling; retrograde transport, endosome to Golgi. Gene Ontology annotation, cellular component: recycling endosome; early endosome; WASH complex. The record is from RefSeq and is a predicted model, not a curated record. Bases 96 to 1628 code for a protein of 510 amino acids.